This is a messenger RNA of Ogataea angusta, 2226 nucleotides long. RefSeq lists its product as uncharacterized. The record is from RefSeq and is a predicted model, not a curated record. Gene Ontology annotation, cellular component: nucleolus. The coding region runs from base 1 to 2226 and encodes 741 amino acids. The transcript has a single exon. NCBI's taxonomy places the organism in Eukaryota, Fungi, Ascomycota, Pichiomycetes, Pichiales, Pichiaceae. Gene Ontology annotation, biological process: ribosomal large subunit export from nucleus; ribosomal large subunit biogenesis.
AUGGUGAAGAGAAAGAGAGCCGCCAUUCUGCCGACCAACAUCGCGCUGCUUCAGAACCUCGUUAAAAGAGACCCUGAAUCGUACUAUGAGGAGUUUUUGCAGCAGUACGCGCACUACGAGUCCAUGCGAGACAUAUUCCUGCUGUCUCCUUCGUCCCAUGACGGAGAGGAGUUUGCAGAGCUGAUCGGGUUCAUGUCUGCCGUGUGUUCGUGCUAUCCAAAGGAGACAGAGCAUUUUCCAGACGAUCUGAAGACGAUACUGACCAAUAACCAUCGCGAUCUGACGCCAGACCUGCGGGAGAAGAUCAUCCAGUGUCUGGUUAUGUUGCGUAACAAGGACGUUAUCAGUGCCGAGUAUUUGAUCCAGACCAUUUUCCCGCUUUUGAGCGCGUACGGGCCUAAAAUCGAGGGCAACAACGGGCUGCAUGCCAAGCAGCUCAGACACCAGAUAUACAGCUCUCUGGUGUCGCUGCUGAAGUCGUGCAACACCGGAGUCAAGAACCAGAAACUCAACAGGUCGACCCAGGCGUUGCUGUUUAACCUGCUGGAGCAGAAGGACGGGAACGGACUGUGGGCCACGAAACUGACCCGGGAGCUGUGGCGAAGAGGCGUGUGGGACGACUCGCGGACCGUCGAGAUCAUGACGCAGGCAUCGCUGCACCCGGACACCAAGGUCGUGAUAUCGGGUAUCCGUUUCUUUCUGGGAGCAGACAAGGAACGAGAGGAGAUGCUGGAGGCGGAGUCAGACGACGAGGAGCUGGACCCAAACGCUAUUCGCCACCAGAUGCAGGUGAACAAGAAGUCGUCGAAGAGAGGAAAGAAGCUGGAACAGGCUCUGAAGCAAGUCAAGAAGAAAUCGUCCAAGGGCAACACCACGUAUCUGAAUUUCUCUGCCAUCCAUCUUUUGAGAGACCCACAGCAAUUCGCAGAGGACCUAUACGAGCAGCAUUUGGCCAGCAAGAACUCCAACAAGUUCGAUCUCGACCAGAAAAUCGCCAUCAUGAAUCUGGUUUCGCGUCUCGUUGGUACUCACAAGCUGACCGUGUUGGGAAUCUACUCGUUUUUCUUGAAAUACCUGACUCCCAAACAGCGCAACGUGACUCAGAUCAUGGCGGCGUCCGCACAGGCUUCGCACGAUCUCGUUCCUCCAGAGACCAUCAACAUGGUGGUGCGAAAAAUCGCAGACGAGUUCGUUUCCGAGGGUGUUGCCUCUGAGGUUGCAGCUGCAGGAAUCAACACGAUCCGCGAGAUUCUGGCAAGAAACCCUGCCGGAAUCGACGAAACGCUGCUGCAGGACUUGACCGAGUACAAAUCGUCCAAGGCGAAGAACGUGGUUCAGGCUGCUCGGUCGCUGAUCUCGCUUUACAGAGAGGUGGCUCCGGAAAUGCUCUCUAAAAAAGACAGGGGAAAAUCUGCCACCAUGGAAAUUAUCCACGACGGGGGCAAGGGUCUGCCGCAGUUCGGUGUGGAGACCAAUAUCGUGCAAGGGAUUCCUGGACUGGAGCUUCUGGCCAAGUGGAAGAUGGAGCAGGGCACCUUGGGCAAGGAGAGUGCCGAGGACUGGACGCUUCCAGAGUCUGAGGAGGAGGAUCUCGCUGACGACAUUGAGGGUGACUGGGUGGACGUGAAGGACGGUGAAGAGAUCGAGAUCUCCGACGACGACGAGGAGAAGCUCGAGCGCAAGGGCAUCAAGAAAAAGUACCUGAAGUACAUGAAAAAGAGCAAGAAGAAGGUGCAGGACGAGGAUUCUGAUCUGGAGCUGUCGGAUGACGAGAGUGAGAAGCCAAGCAAAAAACAGAAGGUCGAAGACGACGACGAGCGCCAGAAAGCUAUCCAGCAGACGCUGACGCAGGUGUUGACUCCUGCCGACUUUGCCAAGCUGAAGGAGCUGAACCAGGUGGCCGGCGUGGAAAAGAUCAUGGGCGAGAAGUACAAGAACGAGGACUCGGUGGACCACUCGUCGCUGGUUGGACGGGUCAAGUACAAACAGACAAAGGAGGAGCGGCUGGAGCAGGUGAAGGAGGGCCGCGAGGACAGGGACAAGUUUGGUUCUCGGAAGGGCAAGAGAGACGCUCCGCACUCCACCACGAACAGAGAGAAACAGAGAAAGAAGAACUUUGUGAUGAUGAUCCACAAGAAGGCUGUGCAGGGAAAGCAGAAGUUGAGUUUACGGGACAGGCAGAAGGUUCUGCGUGCGCAUAUUGAGAGACAGAAGAAGAAGAAAUAG